CUAAUCUUUCUAUCCACUACAACUCUGCAACUCUCCUACAACUUUCGAUACCCCACUAAUAAACCCCGAAGAACCAAAGUCCCAACAUUCUACGCAAACGCUGAUCGAUCCGAUACCUUUUCAAUUGAAUCGCGACGAAUAAAUUAACCAAGAGAAUAGUGGCAUAAGUUCUGGAAGUUAGAUGACACCAGUCAUCCCCUUGGUCUCUAGUCUUGAGAGAUCAUGCGUAAGCCGAACUGAACCGACUCUUCAACGGCGCGUCGUAAUAAACUACGACGGAUUUCCACGAUACGAACAUACCUACCUUAUUCCGCCUACCCCAUGAUAUAGUUACGGUAUCGUCUACUGUAUCAUGGCGGAUCUAGACGCCUCGGCGCCCAAUUUGGGCUUGGGGAGCGAUAUCCGAAACGAAGUAAAAAAGCCCAAGAAGAAAAAGGUCUUGCUGAUGGGCAAGAGUGGUUCUGGAAAAUCGAGUAUGAGGAGUAUUAUAUUUAGCAACUAUAUCGCCAAGGAUACUCGACGCCUUGGUGCCACCAUUGAUGUCGAUCUUUCACACGUCAAAUUUCUAGGCAACUUGACCUUGAAUCUAUGGGAUUGUGGUGGCCAAGAAGCCUUCAUGGAGAAUUAUCUCUCCCAGCAACGAGUUCACGUCUUCUCUAACGUCGGUGUCCUGAUAUACGUCUUUGACAUAGAAUCUCGAGAUGUUGAUCGGGAUAUGGCUACCUAUGUUUCUAUCAUUUCCGCCUUGACACAGUAUUCUCCUACCGCCAAGGUCUAUGUUCUCAUUCACAAGAUGGAUUUGAUUACCCCACACGCCCGCGAGGCUGUCUUCGUUGAUCGUGUAAGACUAGUUCGACAAAAGACCUCGGAAUACAUUCAAGGUGCUGGUUAUACGGGCGAAUUAGACCUUAUACCCUUUGCGACCUCAAUAUGGGAUCAAUCGUUAUAUAAGGCAUGGGCGAGCAUUAUACAUGACCUUGUACCGAACCUUUCCGUCAUCGAGUCGCAAUUAGGGUCUCUAGGGAUAUUGAUCGAAGCCGAGGAGCUACUCCUGUUUGAACGAACUAGUUUCCUAGUCGUGUCGAAUUGGACGUCUGAAGAGGGUCAGAAUAAUCCGACUGGGGACCGACAAGAGCGCAUUUCGAAUAUCCUCAAACAUUUCAAGCAAAGUAUCAGUCGAUUCACUGGCACUCCUCGUAAUGCGGAGCAGUUCACCUUGAUGGAACACAAGGCUGGUUCCAGAUUCUCCAUGUUUGCUUGCAAAUUUACGACCAACACAUAUCUCAUGGCAAUUCUUCCGCCAGGGGAGGCGAGAUUCAAUUCGGCAAAACUGAAUUGCCAAAUUGCCAGAGAGAGCUUCAAGUUCUUAGACGGACCAGCCGCCGUCACAGGCGCAGGACAGUACAACUAGUUCGCGAUCAAAAUUUUUGCUUUUUUUCCCGCGUUAGAUCGAUAUCGGAUACCCAUUUAUUGAACCCGGAGUCUUCGGUAUUCAUUCCAGUGCAUCGCGAUACCAAAUGGGAAAUUUGAUUUCCCUUGAUGGCCUUACUAUAUGCUAGGAUUCUCCGGUGACGAUUUUUCUAGUCGCUCGAUUCACUAGAGCCCUUUAAAAGUGCAGUUCAGGCUGGCUGAGGUCCUGAUUGAUAGCUGGGUUAUUUUUACGGAAUGCGAAUUGCCGAUAUUCAUAUUUCAAUGUUACAACCUCAUGAGCUUCAGAUCCUUCGAGACUAUACUCGAAUUUGGAGCGUGGUGCUUCAAUAUGGCGUCACUAUGGUUUUAAGGCGCCAUGGCCAACGCAUCAGUGAUGAUGGCGGGGAUAUUUAAAUGAUAUUAAGCUAGAACACGUUUAUAUACUGUGUAGCUUCAUUGGCUUUAUUUACGUCAAAAUGAAGAAUGAUGAUUCCUGGGCGUGGCGUUCUGGUGGUCCCUGAAGAUCGGACUACCUCCUAAAUUAGGAAGGUUGGUUGUGAUGAGCAGUCAACCAAUUACAAGCGUUUAUCGUGUGGUAUGCCAUGCAUGAUUUUGAUGAAAGCGUACUUGAUAUCCAUGGUUAUAGUUGAAUACAUCUUAUCUGAAUAACAUGAUGGUUUUAUUUAUAAAGAUUUCGUGUCUUUUAUUAAUAAAUAUCAUAACUCGGC
This is a messenger RNA of Hypoxylon trugodes, 2138 nucleotides long. Its product is annotated as Gtr1/RagA G protein conserved region-domain-containing protein. Gene Ontology annotation, molecular function: GTPase activity; GTP binding. The coding region runs from base 353 to 1411 and encodes 352 amino acids. Gene Ontology annotation, cellular component: Gtr1-Gtr2 GTPase complex; fungal-type vacuole membrane; nucleus. The transcript is spliced from 3 exons. The record is from RefSeq and is a predicted model, not a curated record. NCBI's taxonomy places the organism in Eukaryota, Fungi, Ascomycota, Sordariomycetes, Xylariales, Hypoxylaceae. Gene Ontology annotation, biological process: regulation of autophagy; cellular response to starvation; positive regulation of TOR signaling.